CUGGAGGCGGUUAGUGCUACUGGCGGCGGAGCGGGUGUUAAAUGAAGAUGACGGUCGUGCAAUCUCGAGAAGCCGCGGGCGGGGCAGAAGCGAAGCUUCCAGAGACGGAGAAAACUCGACGGGCGUUUCCAGUUAAAGAACAGUCAGAGUCAGAAUCUGAAGAAACACCACGGAGUAGCACCGCUGCUCUGCUCAGAAGAAAUGAGCUGGUGGAUUUUUUCCAGCCAGAUGAAGAUAUAAUAACUACUUCAAGUUCAGGAUUUUAUGAUUCUUUGCAAGCUCUCAAAAGAAAAAACAAGCAAUGUUUGUUAGAACUAGGUUUGAUGUAUCAGGCAAAGUUGGAGAACAGCCAUAAGCUAGCCAUAGAAGACAAGGAAUUGGAAAAGUUUUUCCAGGAUAAUGGAAGAUUGACAAUGCCAAUGAAGUACCAUGAAGCUUUGAAAUCUGGUAACUUAAGACGGUACAACUCUUUGACUGACCUUAGCGUGAAUAGCCCAGCCCAUAAGCACAACUAUCACUCAUUUUCUCAGCCCUUUUCAAGGCCAAAGAGUGCCUCUGCUGCAUGGAUCUCCUCUAUUACCAUUCCUCAGCCCUUCAAAAUGACACUUCGAGAAGCUCAGAAGAAGUCCCAGCUGUUAAAGUCGCACACAAUGUUUGAGAAUGCCACGUAUAAGAAGCAAAGUCAAGAAGAAGCUGAAUGCCAAAAACAGUUUAGGGCACAACCUGUGCCUGCCAACAUCUAUCUUCCACUCUACCAGGAAAUAAUGAGAAAAAAUGAAAUUCGCAGACAAGUGGAGAUAGAGAAGAGACAGCAGCUGCUCCUUUCUACACAAAAACCUUUCAGCUUUCAAGAAAAAGAACAAAAGAGGAAGGAGGCCAUCAGGCAGAAGGUUCUCGAAAUAUUGGCUCCUGCUGAGAAAUCAGUACCAAAAGUCAGAAAGAACCCCACAUCCAUUAAUGAACCAAUGUUUGGGGAUAAACUCAAAGAAGCUGAAUUAUUCAGAAAAAUCCGUAUUGAGAUGAGAGCCAAGGAUUUACUCAAAAACUCUUGGGCUCCCAUUGGCAAUAGACAAAAGGGGAAAGAAUCGCAGAUUGCCUCCAGAAACAGAGAGCAAAAGCUCAGCUUUCUGCAGGACAACUUCAGUUUUAAACCAAGAAUUAACACAUCAGUGCCUGAUUUUGAAGGACUUUACUGGGCAUUCCAGAGGAAAGUAAUAAGCAAAAGAGAAAUCAAAGAAGCAACUCACAAUAAACCAUUCCAAUUAAGAACAUCUAAUCUCCGUUGUAAACAUCAAGUGCCUACCCAGAAAAUGACGGAUGGCCAGCAAUCUUCCAAGCCCCCAAUACAAAGAAGCCGUUCUCUGGCUUGUUUGUCUUCCCUUUCGUCCAACACACUUCCAGUCUACAUUACAGAUGCAGUGAGAAAAAGGGAAUCUGCAAUUAAAUCUCUCCAGCAAGACAAAAAGUGCAGGGAGAAUGAAGGCAUUCACUGGGCCGAGCAGCAGAGGAGGAAAUGUCAGGCUAUGCAGAAAUCUGUGAUACAUCGAGCAAAAGCUAUGGACCCUCAUAAAAGCUUGGAGGAGAUGUACAAGGAGAAGCUGAAACAAAGCUGGCAGAAUGACCGAAAGAGAACAAAGGAGUAUAAAAAAGAACUAGAAGACAUGAAGAUACGAGUGAAAAACAGACCGUAUCUGUUUGAACAAGUAACAAAGCAUAGUGCCAGUCAAGGGGCACAGAGACUCUAUAGAGACACUUUGCGGCAAUUUGGGUUGAAUGAAGAUUUUGUAAGAAGCAAAGGAAGAGAAGCCAUUAACUUAAUGGGGAUCAAGCAGUCUGAAUCAGAAAGCAGAAUUCAGAAGUCCCAAAACAGCACUGAGGAUGCAGCUAUGCACCAACAAUUUCAAGAAGAGCAGAGUAUGCAGGAGUUAACAUAGGAACCCAAGUUAAGUUUCUUCAUGCCUACAGCUAAUUCUUUAAUCAUAUAUUAAUCAUUUAAUUAGACUUUAAGAUUAAGCAACAGCUUCAGCAUGAAUAACUGGAGCUUUUAUAUUUCAUUUACAGUAAAGUAUUUGUGAUCAUGAUGCACAUUGAACGAUGAUAGCUAAUGAGUGUGUUCCUCUAGUGAAACUUGAGCUCAGCUUUGAAUAUCUGCCAAGUACUCAAAAUUGGACUGUGAUGGUAAAGGGGGAGGGUGGGGGAGGAGGUCUGUGUACAGGUGACCCUAAUGUAAUAAUGGACUUCUUGUAAUCUUCAGUACUUCUGUAUUUCUGUAGGUCUGUUACUGGAAGAAGAGGCUAUAAUGAUAGAUUGUGCAGCCACUUUUUUCUAGUCAAAUGCAGACAUGAGCACUGAGCUGGUUUAUGUCCCUGUCUCCUUUGCACUGUUGAAUGUAGAAAACUAGGAUAUUGUACAAUUGUUGAGAACUGAGUUCCAAUCUUACACAUAUAGUCCAGGAUCCCAUUAUGAAAUACUGCAGAUGUACAAAGAGAAGCAAGUCCAAUUGGGAUUAAUGUGUUUUACCUUAUAAAAUUCCAUCCAUUGUUACAGAAGACCUGACUAUUUGUUGCAUUUCAAUAUGAAGAAAAUCCACCUGCAGCUUUUAAAUGAAAUUUGCUCAAGACCAAAAUGUGCAAAUUGAUUGUCCUAAUAUUAAUUUCAAUGAAGACACACAUUUCAAUUAUUUUUAAGCAAAAAUACAAGUCUUAGGAUGCUGUAAAGAGUGACAAGCUCUGUUUUUGCCAUGAAUCUAGUAGCAGCAGUAAUUUUGUCCCCUGCUGUUCAAAAACGAGUAUACUCCUUGAAUCUGAGAUAAAUAAGCUAUUUAUGGAGAUUGGUUAUGAACCAAUGUGUGUUUGACCCUUAAAGAAACCCUCAUUGACAUUUUGUUCAGGACCUUCACUGUACAACUUAGGAAUUGUGAAUUCAUUGAACUCCAUUGAGCAAUCUAUUCUUUAAGCUGACUUUUCUUCAAAUGAUAUAGGGAAUAUCAAUUUUAGAUUUAAAGUUAUGUUCAUUUAACUCCACAAGCCAUUGCAUUUUCUUUUUUCUGUCAGACAAAAGUUAGAACCAGAAUUUCUGAAUUCCUUCAUCCACAUACUAGUCAGUAACAGCCAACAUAUAUACACUCCUGAGAUGCUUUGUGUAUUUUUUGUUUAGUUAAUGCUUUAAAAGUACCUUCCCCAGUGAAUCUGAUUUCCAGAUUCCCUGGAAUUCAAGAUGAAUGCUCCCGUUUGCUGGACUUAUACCCCACUUCCAAUUAGAAGCCACUAAAAUAGCUCUGGCUCAACUUGUAGAAGAUGCCUUAUCGGUAUUCGAUGAACUAGAUUGUAAAGUAUAAGCCUUUAUGAGAUAAUUCAUCUUGUUGUCCUUUAAAAGGUGCUACACAAUGCUCUCACAACAACAAAUUAACAUAGCUACUUCCCUAGAAUUUCUUCUUCCUGGCUUCAUCAAUACUUUUGCAUGUUCUACAGCUAUUGUUAAUCAACCUUAUUUAUAUUUAUGAAAUAUAAUAAACAUAUACAAAUGCAAUAAAUAAAUAAAUAUACAGUUCCAUGUAAUAUUGCCUGGUGUUGAAUUUAGGAAGUAGACUUACAUCCCAUACAUCAGAACACAGACAGAAACUGCAUUAGGAGUU
Sphaerodactylus townsendi is the source of this 3634-nucleotide messenger RNA. RefSeq names its product FAM161 centrosomal protein B (gene FAM161B). Gene Ontology annotation, cellular component: cilium. The record is from RefSeq and is a predicted model, not a curated record. Lineage: Eukaryota; Metazoa; Chordata; Lepidosauria; Squamata; Sphaerodactylidae. The transcript is spliced from 9 exons. The coding region runs from base 42 to 1934 and encodes 630 amino acids. Gene Ontology annotation, biological process: cilium organization.